UAACAUCACCACGAAACUACCCUCCAAGUUCAUGAAUCCUCCCUCCUCUAUAUAAACCCUACCACUUUCAGCUACAUUCACACACACCAUCCUCCUUCCUGCCCAUACUUGAUCGCCAUUAACAAUAAAAAGGCGAAAAAAAAAAUGCCUUCUUCCAAUACCACCAUCGUCUCAAGAUGCACAAUCUACCCUGACCAAAAAUCCACCACCAUCGAAACCCUACAGCUCUCAGUCUCUGACCUCCCCAUGCUCUCUUGCCAAUACAUCCAGAAGGGUGUCCUCCUCCCUUAUCCACCAUACUCCAUUGAUGACCUCAUCACAUUCCUCAAACACUCCCUCUCCGUCGCUCUUUCUCACUUCCCUGCUCUUGCUGGCCGCCUCCAAACUGACCCUAGUGGCCAUGUCCAUAUUGUAUGCAACGAUGCAGGCGUUGAUUUCAUCCAAGCCAAAGCAAGACACCUCUCUAUCCACACCAUUCUUUCUCCAACCGACGUCCCUGAAUGCUUCAAAGGAUUCUUCGCAUUCGACAAGACCCUCAGUUAUUCGGGUCAUUCAAAACCAUUAAUGGCAGUUCAGGUCACUGAACUGCAAGACGGCAUAUUCAUUGGCUGCUCGGUAAACCAUGCUGUUACUGAUGGCACUUCAUUCUGGCACUUUUUCAAUACCUUCGCUGAAAUAUGCAAGGGAUCUAAAAAAAUUUCUAAUUCACCAGACUUUUCCCGCAACACCUUGUUUAACUCACCUGCGGUGCUUAAAUUCCCUGCCGGUGGGCCGAAAGUGACAUUUUCUGGUGAUGAGCCAUUGCGUGAGAGAGUUUUUCAUUUUAGAAGAGAAGCAAUUCUCAAGCUCAAAUUCAGAGCUAAUAACAGUGAUUUAAUUUGCAAUUCGGCGGAGAUUUUCGGAAAGCAAAGAAACGACAGUUGGAAAGCCGCUAACGGAGAAAGUAACGGGAAAGUAGCUACCCUUUUCUUAGUGAAGGACAAAACUGCGGAGAUUUCCUCGUUUCAGUCCCUUUGCGCGCAGCUAUGGAGAUCAGUGACACGUGCGAGGAAACUAAUGCCGUCUAACAUGACGACGUUUCGUAUGGCAGUGAAUUGCAGGCACCGGCUGGAGCCACAGCUGGAGCCGUAUUACUUUGGCAACGCGAUUCAAAGCAUCCCAACGACUGCUUCGGCUGGAGAGCUUUUAUCAAAGGACCUGAGCUUCGGAGCUGAAUUGCUGCACAGAAACGUCGUCGCACAUGAUGAUGGUACGGUGCGGAAGGGUAUAUCAGACUGGGAAAAGGAGCCGCGGUUAUUUCCGUUGGGGAAUUUUGAUGGAGCAUCAAUCACGAUGGGGAGUUCUCCAAGAUUUCCAAUGUAUGAUAACGAUUUUGGGUGGGGCCGACCUUUGGCAGUGAGGAGUGGUAGGGCCAAUAAAUUUGAUGGGAAGAUAUCAGCUUUUCCUGGGAGAGAUGGAAAUGGGAGCGUUGAUCUUGAGGUUGUUUUGUCACCUGACACAAUGACUGGUCUUGAAAACGAUGAUGAGUUUAUGCAAUAUGUUUCAGAAAUUGUGUGAGUGGUUUACACUAUAGUGAAAGCUCUGGUUCAUUGCUUGAAGAAAAGAAAUGAAGAAAUAAAAAUCACAAUCGCUUUGGGGUAUAUUAUCCGGCCACGAAGUUGAGAGGAUAAGUUUGAGGGUCAUUAUUGACU
Molecule: messenger RNA, 1691 nt
Organism: Populus euphratica (Euphrates poplar)
Lineage: Eukaryota; Viridiplantae; Streptophyta; Magnoliopsida; Malpighiales; Salicaceae
Product: HXXXD-type acyl-transferase family protein
Exons: 2
Coding region: 145-1557 (470 amino acids)
Source: RefSeq, a predicted model, not a curated record